Heterostelium album PN500 is the source of this 1563-nucleotide messenger RNA. RefSeq lists its product as uncharacterized. NCBI's taxonomy places the organism in Eukaryota, Evosea, Eumycetozoa, Acytosteliales, Acytosteliaceae. Bases 1 to 1563 code for a protein of 520 amino acids. The record is from RefSeq and is a predicted model, not a curated record. The transcript has a single exon.
AUGUAUAAUGAAGAUCAAAAAUUUAAUACAACUAGAUUACCUUGGAUUCUACAUUUGAAAAUAUUAAAAUAUUUAUAUAGUUCAAAAGAUGAUAUUAUAUGCAAACAAUCAAGUUCAUGGAGAGUAUCUCUAUCGCUAGUUUGCUGGAAAUAUCAUUCAUUCAUCUCCAAACACUUUUUUAAUAACCUAGAUUUAUCAUUGGAAAAUGAAGAUCUAACCGAAAUCAUUUCACAUAUUAACAGCAGAUAUUGUAUCAUUAAAUUUGUUAAUAAUCUAAAAUGUUCAGAUCAACUAUUAUUUAAUUUGUUUCAAAUGAAUCCAUCAUUUUUUGAUUCAAUGUACAGUCUUGAUUUACAAAUUACAUCUCCAAUGAAUCAAGAUUUUAUCUAUUUAUUAAUAACAAUCUUCAAGUCAUUAUAUCACUUUAAAUACACAAUCACCAACAACAACAGUACAAACAAUAAUAUUUUAUAUAAUCAAUUAGUAUUUGAUUCUUUAAAUAAAAAUAAAGAACUAUACUCAUUUAAAUACCAAUUGAAUAAUAUAGUAGUACAACCAGUUCAACAAGAUAAUAAUAUUUCCAAUAUAUUGUCAAUUUCACCUUGUAUUUCAUUUUUAAAGAAUCAUACAAAUCUAACAAAGAUUGAUAUUAAACAAAUCCAAAUUGAUACAGAAUUCCAUUCGUUUGUAGAGCUAUUGCCAUCCUUCAAAAGUCUAUCCAAACUUGUUGUCUCUUUCAAGGUCAAUGCGGAAUUGGUAAAAAACUUUUUUAUCAGUUUGAAAACCAUCAAUCUUUCCAGUUUGGUUAUAGAACAAGGUGUUGGUGACAAUCCAGUUCAUCUCAAUGCUUUGGUAGCCUACCUCACCGGAAAUACUUCGCUCUCCCAUCUGUCUUUGCCAUCAGAGAUAACCGAUGGUUCCAUCCUUAACGUUUUAUUGACCAACAGCAAUGAGAGUAAAUGUAAAAUCAAAAAGUUAAAGCUGUCACCACUAAUCUUUGGAAAUAUCGAACAGAAUCAAUCAGUUUCACUCUGUCUGGAUAAACUGUCAAUUCGAUCGAUUUGGAGUAGCUAUUCAUUUUUAGACCGACUCGAUCCAACCAGAUGCGAUAUUAAAAAGAUUGAUAUGUGUUCAUGUUUUAGCAACACCUCGAAAUCACCUACUUUUUUAAACCAGAACACAACUGUUUUGACCAAAGAUAUGAUACCAUAUAUCACAGCCAACAACAAGAUCAGAGAUCUACAAUUCAACUAUGAUCCACAAUUUAUUGAAGCAUUAAAAGAAAACAGUUCAAUCAACACAAUUACAAUUCAAUUAAUAUCAAACACAAGCAACGAACUUUAUAAUAAUAUUAAUAAUAUUUUUACAAAUAUUGAUAGAAAUCAAUCUAUAAAAUCAGUACAAAUAAUAGUCACACAACAACAACAAAGUAUAAAUAAUCACCAAAUAACAUUGGAUCCUUUGAAGAUCCAAGAAAUUGCACUGGUCAAUGGUAGUAGUAAUCAAUUUAAAAUGAUUAGUCAUGAUCAUAGAGAUAAAUUAUUCUUCCAAAGACAUAUUUAA